AUCCUCCACAAACAACAGAAACCAUCUAAAUCCUGCUCUGAUGGAUCUGGUGCGGCUGGCUGGUGCAGGCAGACUGGAAUGAUCCCAGUUCAGGAUGGAAACAUCUGGAAACAGUGAAGCGACAGGGAGACAAUAAAUAAAGGACAACCCAGACAAAAGGACAAAGACUCAAAAAACAUCAAAUCAGCUGCAUGUGUUUGGUUGGGUCCGUCCUCCCGGCUGACAGAGGGUCAUUGAACGCAUCGCAGAGGAGGAAAACCCAACCUCUGACAGCGGGACGUCCAACCUGCACGUUUCUCCUCCUCGCCUGGAGGAACUCACAGUUCAGGAGCAAUAAAUAGAAAUGACUCGGGCUCGAAGCAACGAGUCAUCCUUCUUUCUUCUGCUGUCAGAAAAUAACUCUGGUCUUCGAUCUGAAUCAGGAGGAGGAUCUUGAUGGUUUUUCACAUUCAGAUUCUUACGUCGCUUCUUUUUAAUAAACAAUAAGAGACAAAAAAAAUAAACACCCAUAACACCUAGAUGAGGCCUACAAGCGGCAGCAUGCUGCAGCAGAAUAACAACAACAACUACCCCUGCCUCAACAAGUCCCACCCCGCCCAGGACAUCCUGCAGAAAUGCUCCAGAACCUCCCUGCUGCUGGGAGACCUGCCCCUGGUCCGAGGUCUCAGGGCCUGGGCUCUGUGCUCCAAGAACCGCAGCAGGGCCGGCGGUCUGCUGGGGGGAGGCAAAGCCCCCACGGCCCCCCCGCUGGCCCGGAGGAGCUCCACGUCCUGCCCCAGGCCCGCGGACGUGUACCUGAGCGGGGAGCUGGGUCGCAUGGGGUACGGGCUGCCCCUGGGUCUGGAUACCAGGGCCCUGGUCACGGUGGCCACCCUGAAGCCCUCCGAGGGCAACGGGAAGACCCAGACCCAGUGUCUCUUCCUGCGGACCCAGAAGGGCAGUUGCUUGUACUCCACAGCUAAGCCCAGUCCCGGCGGGACCACCGGCACAGCCUCCGGCAGGGUGGGAGAGUGGCUGAAAGGGAAGACCGGAGGGGGGGCGGAGUCCCCACCCACGCAGGACGGAGCAAACCGGGUCAGGGUGCGAUCGGGCCGGAGGUGGAGGAAGUCCGGUAACGUAGCAACGGGCCAGGAGAAAAGAGAGCGGCCGGCGGAGGACCGGCAGGAAGAGCGAGACAAAGGUCCGGACGGUAGGAGGUCCUCCAGCAGGACCAGCAGCGCUUCCCCCAAAACCUGCAGGAGGCCGCAGAGGAGGAAGAGUCAGGAUGAAGAGGAGGGUCUGGAAAAACCCAACGUAUUGAGCCGGGACAGACAGGAACCGAACCCUGACCCAGAAUCUGACCAAGUCUCCAGCAGCAGGGAUACUGAGGAAGAUGGAGAACUGAGCGAAGAACCUCAGAUCCAGGAGGACUUUACAGAAACUGAAGAGGACCACCUUGAGACCCAACAGGACUGGAAACCAGGACACGGCUUCUGUCAGGACGACGAAGAACCAGAGACUCAGAUGGAGUCCGUCAGCUCUGCAGACUCACUCAGACCACAAGAGUCCUCCGCUCCUGUAGGGGGCAGAGUCUGCAGUCCUGAUCUGGAACUGGAUUCGAGCAGCGGUCCAGAACCUGUGACCCGGGACUCCAGCAAAACCAGAAACGGUUCAGUUUCUUGGGGAAAAGAAGCCAGGACCAGUCUGCUGGAGGAGGAGAGGCGGACUGUGGAGGGAGGGGCCGGGACCACCAGCAUGGGCUUGGGUGGUGCUGAAGCUGAGGAGGAGGAGGAGGAGGAGGGUUACAGGAGGAACACAGACCAGGACGUCUCCGUCGAAGCAAACACCUGCGUCUUUAAUCCCGGAGCCCCCUUUAGCCCCGCCCCCUCUCUGCCCCCCCUGGCAUCCAUGGCAACUGGCCUGCCAAUUCUGGAGGCAGAGGAGGAGGAGGAGCACGAGGCAGAACGAGGAGACGAGAGAAGGAGCCGAGGUGAGGAGCUGGAGGAGAGGGUCUCCACCGUGGCCCCUGAGGAGGGGACAAAGGAGGAGGAUGAGUUCGGAGUGUUCAUGCAGGCGGAGGGGGAGUCGGCCCGGAGCGAGGGGGUUAACGGGUCAGCCUCGGUGCCUUGUGGGAGCAGAGGGGGGGUCGAACCUGGAGACCAUGCCGUCUCUGAUUGGACAGACGUUUCGCUCCACCAAUCAGACGACACCUGGGCCGCCUUUCCUCAGGACCCUCAGGGUUCAGGUGGAAACGUUGUGGAGCAGUGGUGGCCCAACAGCGCCGUGGAGGCGGCGGGAAACCAGCUCUGGACCACUCACAGCCCGGCGUCUGUCUUCGCCGAAGCCUUCCCCUCGCCUCCCGCUGCGUCACCGGGUGACCCCUGUGACCUCGACGCCAUUCCCACUCUGACGCAGCUCCUCGGGGGUCGAGCCGGCCAGGAUCAGAGGCUCCUGAAUCACUUCCAUGACUUGAACAAAAUGAUCGGCCGCAGCUACAAGAGAGCCAGCAGGACGUCUCGUGACCUUCUGCUGAAGACUUUCCAUCUGCAGCAGCCGCUCGUGGAAAGCAGACCUGCUUCAUGGACGACGAACCGUCAUCUCUCCCCCGGCCUCCCCUCGGCCAAUCAGAACGCUCACCACGCUGCCGCCAAGCGCCGCCUGUCGUAUGAUCACAACAGGAAUGUCGUGGAGUGACUCUCUGGCUUCACGAUGGACUUCUCCACACUUUGCACACUUCAUGGUUCAUUCAAGCUGAGCUGAAUCUCUUUCAGACGACUUGAUUGUUUUUUUUCUCCUCACGUUUGGACCUGAACCCUCACACACGUGUCAGAGCAUGAAGAAUCGUCUCGCCGCCAUGUCGAAGGAACUUUCCUUCUUGUUAACUUUAGUUCCACAUCUUUGUGCUGUAAAAACUUUAUUAGCAAAAAAUAUUUUCUUGCAAUGAUUUAACUUAAUGGGUAGAAAUGAAAAACACAAUUCUGCACAUAUUUAAGUUUUUUUUUUAGUUUUUGAAGUUCAGCACGCCUUCUGACUCGCUGAUCUUCAUCUCUGUUGUUCCUCACAUUGUUUUGAUCUCCCGUCUUAGUGUUUCACCUGCAAAAUAAAACAACUCUUGAUGUAAAACUUAUAAAACACAAUUUAAAUAUUUACAAAUCCCUUCACUGUAACUCCUCCCAUCUUUGUUUUCUUUGAUCUGAAGCAUCAUCAGAUAAUUUAACAUAAUCCUACUCAGAUUAGCAUGCCUCCUCCAUCAUCAAAUUAACCUCCAGCCACUAAAUAAAGUGGUUGUAACCUUGUGUCAUCGAUUCUAAAUGGGUCACGUAUCGUCUGAUAAAUAAGAGUGGACCCAGGGUUGCCAGAUAAAUAAAAACGUUUUUUGAAUGAAUAGUAAUGCCAAAACUGUCGUAAAUUUUUGUUUGAGAGCCACUGAUUUAAACCAGCAGUUCUCAAUUUUUUAAGUUUCUGAUCCACAAAAUAAAAGUUGAAAAAAAUUGGUGACCCCAGCUCGUAAACAAACAGCAGUAAUUAGUCCUUAUCUUGUUUUUUCUCUCUGUAACUCUUGAGGUGGUGGGGGGUGGUAUUAUGUCAUUCCCUCACCAAAAUAUCCAGUGUUUCUUUGACUCAUUCAUGCAUGUUGGAGCAAUCCUUGAAUCUCCUGUGGCAGCCAUGGGGAGCUGCUUAAACACUUGCUGAUACAAAGCUCCGCCUAUUUACACAAAUCUCUUACCUGGGAGUUCAGUCUGCAGUCGAGCACCAGCCCCACAGAGCACCCCUUCCUCUGAAGCACUGUUUGAAACAUGCUGAAGUGGGAGUGUCAGAAAUGGUAGGACGUUCUUAAAGAGAUAGAGGCCAAUUUCAAGGCAUUUAGAUGCAAAGUCAAAUUUAUUUUUGAUAUAAAAAGCUUUUUCAUAAGAACUGAAGGUUACAAAGUGACUUGAGUGUGGUAUAGAAUUGAACAACGAGUCUAAAUAAUACCCCGCCACGCACACACACACACACACACACACGCACACACACACACAGGUUAAACAUGCUUUUGGCAAUUGUUUCCAUUGUCAAUUAGAUUCCUGCAGUUUUUCUCAGGACCCCUAACUUGGACUUUCACGACCCACAUGGGGUCCUGACCCCAGCUUUUGUGAACCAUUAGUUUAUUUUCAGAGAAAACUAAAGUGUUUCAUGAUUAAUGUCUUUUGUCUGUUUCAUUUGUAAACAUACAAUAAAAUCAUUCACUUUUUUAA
This is a messenger RNA of Austrofundulus limnaeus, 4217 nucleotides long. RefSeq lists its product as uncharacterized. The record is from RefSeq and is a predicted model, not a curated record. NCBI's taxonomy places the organism in Eukaryota, Metazoa, Chordata, Actinopteri, Cyprinodontiformes, Rivulidae.